Molecule: messenger RNA, 2585 nt
Organism: Hemiscyllium ocellatum (epaulette shark)
Lineage: Eukaryota; Metazoa; Chordata; Chondrichthyes; Orectolobiformes; Hemiscylliidae
Gene: ift74
Product: intraflagellar transport 74
Exons: 19
Coding region: 101-1897 (598 amino acids)
Biological process (GO): cilium assembly; intraciliary transport involved in cilium assembly
Cellular component (GO): centrosome; intraciliary transport particle B; cilium
Molecular function (GO): beta-tubulin binding
Source: RefSeq, a predicted model, not a curated record
AGUUGGGGGCGGGGCCUGGCCGUUGCUGGGAGAUGGAACGGCGCACGCGGCCUGGCGGUUGCUCUUGCUCUUAGACUCCGGGGAUUAACUGAGUUUGGGGAUGGCGAGUGGGCAGAGGCCUCCAUCGUCGGCUCGUCCGAUGAGUAAAGGAGGCCUAGGGAGGCCUCCGAUGACUGCAGCCCGUGUUCCUCCCACAGCGCACCGUCUCGGUACCGGGUUAUCUCCUGGAACAGCAAGGCCUGGAACUCGUGGUGGCCCUGUAAUGGCUGGAGGUGUGUUAUCUUCUCAGAUUAAAGUUGCAGAUCGCCCUGUAACUCAACAGGGUUUGAGUGGAAUGAAAACUGGAAUGAAAGGACCUCAUCGUCAGAUACUUGAUAAAUCCUACUUUCUCGGAUUGCUCAGAGCCAAAAUAAAUGAACUUACAACAGAAGUCAGCAAGCUACAAAAAGAAAUUGAUACAUUUAAUCAAGAAAAUUCUGUUUAUCUAUCCUAUGAAAAGAGGGCUGAAGCUUUGGCCGUGGAAAUAAAAGAUCUGCAGGGGCAACUAGCAGACUACAAUAUGUUGGUAGAUAAGCUGAAUACCAAUACUGACAUGGAAGAAGUUAUGAAUGACUAUAACAUACUCAAAGCACAGAACGAUCGAGAAGCACAGAGUAUGGAUGUAAUUUUCACAGAGCGACGAGAGAAAGAAGACCUCAUUCGUGUCAUCGAUGAAGAAAUUGAAAGAGAAAAACAAGCUGCAGAUACCAUCAUCAAAAACAUGACUGAAGACAAGCAAGCCAAAUAUAUGAAAAUGAAAUCAAUUAAUGAGCAUUUAUUACAGGAGUUGGAUGCUCGGCAGCAAGAGCUAGACAUAUUGAACACAAAAAAGGAAACACUGGUGGCUGAGAUAGCUCACUCCCAGGUGAAGCAAGAAGCCGUGGUAUUGUAUGAGAAACUCCAUGAGCUUGAAUCUCAUCAAAGUCAAAUGAUUGCAGAGGAUAAGAGUAUGGGAUCACCACAGGAGGAGAGAGAGCGACUACUGAAGCAGGUUAAAGAAGAUAACCAAGAAAUAGCAAGCAUUGAAAGACAACUUACUGAGAUGAAAGAGAAAAUUAACCAGGUAACAGAAGAGAUUCGACAUCUUGACAUGGAUUUGGAAGAGCAUCAAGGUGAAAGGAAUCAGAAGUAUAAAGAGCUAAAGAAAAGAGAAGAAACAAUGGAUGUAUUCCUAGAUACCUAUGAAGAAAUCAAAAACCAAGAGUUGGAGCGAAAGGCUCAACUUGAAGCUAGUAUUGUAGCUCUUCUCGAACACACAAGCCGGAAUAUGAAUCGAAUGAGGCAGAUCUCCUCGAUAACAGCUCAUGAACUGAAAUCCAUGCAGGAGGAUCUGAGUUUCAAGGAAACCGAAAUGCAGAAAUCCCAGACAACUGCCAAGGGUUUGACUGAUGAGAGCCAACGGCUGCAACAGGAUCUUCAGAAAGUUGAACAACUGGAAAGCAAGAUUGGUGCAGAAUUAAGUUCUUUAAAGGAAAAGAUUCAGCACAUUACAGAUGCUCUGGAAACCUAUAAUGACUUAGAGGGACUAAAGGCUGCUGGCGAGGAGAAAAAGAAGAAACUUCAGGAGGAGAAAGUGACACUGACACAACGCAGAAACAUCUUUAAGAAGAUAAUGCAGCAAGUCUCAAAGGAGUACGAUACACUCAAGAUUCAGCUACAGGAAAAUGAGACCCAUGCACAGCUAAUGAAUCUGGAGCGUAAAUGGCAGCAUCAUGAACAGAACAACUUUGUUAUGAAAGAAUUCAUUGCUACAAAGGGUAUAGAGAGUGACUAUCAGCCAGUGGUGAAGAAUGUGGCUAAACAACUUGCAGAGUUCAACAAAAUGCUUCAAGAGGCUCUUCAAAACAGCAGAAAUUGACCUAAACUUCUUCCUGACUAAUCUGGAAGGACAUUAAAGAAUUUUUUAUUGUUUUUUUCAAUUGAGAAAUUUUCUGAAGAGGAUAAGCUGAUACUUUAUAGUUGCAUAAUCAUUUGUUAUACCACAGUUGUAUUUUUUCCAUUUUUAUUUUCCCCAGUUUUUGAUCUUUUAUUGAAAGUAUUUAUUGCACAUAGGUUCUCAGCACCAAUGAUAAAACAUUGUUCUAGUAUAUUUUGUUUUAUAUAGGUUUGAACCUGAACUCCUUGAGCUUCUAGAUCCUGGGAAAAUAGAAUGCGGGAUUGUAAGAUGUAUGAUCAAGCUUAAAAACACGAAACAAGACCAACGCUUUCCGUAUUAAUCAAACAAUUAGACAGGCUCAUGUUUUUGAAAUACUUAGAACCAAAAUAGUUAAGCUAGCAGUACAAUAAGAGAAAGCCAUUAGCUGAAUUCCUCCUCGUGGUUACUUUGAGCCAAUGAUAUAAGUACUUCAUAAAAACUAUUUGCUGCCUUAGAAGGUAGUUGAUGAUAUGGUUAAGACCUGCUUCUGUGUUGCACUUUGCGUGCACCUGUCUUUGUGUUAAGGAAUUUGAGAAGGAACUUAUUGGACAACAGAAACUACUCUUUUUCAUGUAAUAUGGGAUUUUGUCUCAUCAGUUCUUUAAUUUCUAAUUAAAUAUAUCAAACAGCA